Messenger RNA from Symbiodinium natans, 690 nucleotides. NCBI's taxonomy places the organism in Eukaryota, Dinophyceae, Suessiales, Symbiodiniaceae. The record is from the annotation of a GenBank genome assembly.
AUGGCGCAGCCCCCGGCCUUGCCUCCGCCCAGCCCACCUCCGGUUCUCACACAGGAGCAGCCGCCACUCCCAACUGCACCGCCAGAGGCCCGCCGGGAGAAGCCUGAGACGCAAGCGACGUGCUUCCGGAUGGUCCUGAACGGAGAGAUCGAAGCAGCAGAAAUGGGGAGUGGCGGCAAUGGCCCCUUCAUGUGCGUCUUCUCGGUGCAGCACGGACCUGAUUGGACACUGCUCACCGGGGUGCCUGAUGGGAUUACGCAGCUCGCCUGCAGCUCUAUUGCUGCCACAUCAGUUCCCUCCUGGCGUGGAGGUCUCUCGGAGGUGGUUUGGAGCUUCCCCAUUGGCUUGGUCUACAAAUCCACCUCGCCUUUUGGAUGGCCUCGGCUCGUGGUGACCGUGUAUGGAACAGAUCUUUGCAAUCGACGCGUUGUCAAAGGGUAUGGAUCUGUUCACGUGCCUUGCCAACCCGGUAGGCACACGCGAACGAUACGCCUCUACUGCCCGCUGUCGUCCAGUCCUCUCACCAGACUGUUGGGUGCGCUCUUUGGCAACCCCGCCCAGCUGGUGGAUCCCCGCAUCCUUGCCGGAACAGAUGGACGCGAGGUAAUACGGGUGCAGUCAGGUGGCAAGGUCCGGGUGAAUUUCGACGUGCUGCUCAAAGACACAGAGCCCUUCAAUUAUGCAUUCUGA